CGAGGCCCGAGGGAUGCCGCGAGGGACGCUGGAUCAUGAGUCGCGACAGAGGCAAAACGAACUCGGAGCAAGACAGCAUCUGGAAGCUUUUUUCCCUGGUAAGUUCUCUCCCAUGAGCAGACUCUUCCAAGCCUCCUGCCUUCUUUCCUGGUUGAUCUUGGUGAAUGGUUGCUAUUUGGUCCAGUUAUAGUUCAUAUGCAAACUUUUAAGCCUACAGAAGUUAGAUUUUUUCAGUCCAUAGCACGGGCUGAAGUUGGCUAAUAAGAGACUGACAGUCCAACAAUACUGUAAGUGGCAGCUAUGCCGGUGUGUUGAAGAGUUGUAUUCUGCUGCAUGAUCCCUUAUUACUAAACCGUUUGUAGUGUUGAUCUUCAUUAGAUGGAAUGGGUUUAGUUUCACUUGGCAUUAGUCAUUUGUCCUUGUGCAUGCUAAAUAAUGGAUCUUCCAAUAUCUACAUCCGGUAACAUUGACGAUAACGUGGGUAUUCCGGAAGAUUUGCGUUGUAAGAGGUCGGAUGGAAAGCAAUGGAGAUGUAGUGCAUUGUCUAUGCCGGAUAAAACCGUAUGUGAAAAGCAUUACAUUCAAGCAAAGAAAAGAGCAGCAAAUUCUGCAUUACGAGCUAGUUUGAAGAAGGCCAAGAGAAAAUCGAUUGAUGAUAGCGAUAUUUAUUUGGAGAGUAAGAAUGAUGAAUUAGAUCUCUCUCUCAUGAAUGCAAGCAGUGGGGAAUUUCCUACUGCUGUCUCCAGUAAAAGGUACAAGGAAAAGGUGCCCAAAAGCCAACCUUAUUAUUCUCCCGAUACAUUGUCAAUGAGAAGCUUGUCUAUCCGUACUCCUCAGAGAUCAAACGAUGAUUCACAAAGAGACAUUGCACAGAUGGAUGAUUACCAGACGAACUAUGCUUACAAGACAUCCCCUUUUGCUGUGGAUUCAUCUAGAAAUAAAUUUCAGAAUCUCUCUGAUGACGAUGAUCUAGGGGAACAAUCUAGUAAAAGCACCGACUCUUCUGAUGAGGAUGACGGGCCGACUUGUCAUCAAUGUCGAAGGACUGAUAGAGAAACGGUCAUUCAGUGUCUGAGAUGUGAUAGGAAAGGUUAUUGCGAUAGCUGCAUUUUUAGAUGGUACCCUGAUAUCUCAUUAGAGGAGAUCCGGAGGGUCUGCCCGGCUUGCCGUGGCAUCUGUAAUUGCAAAAUGUGCUUGCGCGGAGAUAAUUUGAUUAAGAUCAGGUUACAGGAGAUAGCUGGCCUGGAUAAGUUGCAAUAUCUACACCACCUCCUGUCUCUAGUUCUUCCUGUGCUAAAGCAAAUUCAUUCUGAGCAGUCCUUUGAACUGGAGGUGGAAACCAGGGCUCAUGGAAGCAGGACAGAUAUUCCCAGGGCUAAGAUUCACGCAGAUGAGCUAAUGUGCUGUGAUUGCUGUAAGACACCCAUUGUCGAUUAUCAUCGACACUGUGGAAAUUGCUUCUACGAUUUAUGCCUUGCUUGCUGCCGGGAUCUUCGACGGGCAUCUCAGGUCAGCAUCAAUGGAGAACCUGCAGAAAAUCAGGUCAUUGAGAAGAGCUCAGAUGGGGCCAUUUUGGCAAAGCAGCCAAAAUCAUCUGAAGUAUUAACAGGGGGUGAACAGCGUAUUGCAAAUGUUGCAUGCAAGGGUAUGUUAGAUAUAUCGCAUCUAUUUCCUGAUUGGAAAGCCAACAGUGACGGUAGUAUUCUGUGCCCCCCAAAGGAGUCUGGUGGCUGUGGCUGCCGAUCGUUAACUCUAAGGCGCAUUUUGAAAAUGAACUGGGUUGCAAAACUGGUGAAAAAUGCAGAGGAAAUGGUAAACGGUUGCAAGGUUUAUGAUGUUGAUGGUUUCCAGACAUGCUCUUCUUGCAUCGGGACAACUGCUUCCCAAUCCGGUGGGUUAGGCACUUCUAAGCUAUUCCAGUGCUCUCACAGGGAGGAUAGCAGUGAUAAUUUCCUGUAUUGCCCUGCAUCUCAAGAUAUCAAGCUUGAAGGCAUCAACCAUUUUCAAAAGCAUUGGGGUAGGGGUGAACCUAUUGUUGUUAAGCAUGUGUUUGAUUGUGCAUCGGCUUCUAUCUGGGAUCCAAUGGUUAUAUGGAGAGAGAUACGAGAAACUGCAGAUGAGAAAAUGAAAGAAGAUAAUCGGAUUGUUAAGGCUAUAGAUUGCUUGGAUUGGUCUGAGGUUGAUAUUGAACUCGGCCAGUUCAUUAAAGGAUAUUCAGAAGGGCGCAUCCAUGAAAAUGGUUGGCCAGAAAUGUUAAAAUUGAAGAGCUGGCCACCUCCAAGUGCCUUGGAAGAGUUUUUAUUGUACCGGAGACUUGAAUUUAUCAGUAAAUUGCCAUUGCUUGAGUAUAUCCAUUCGAAGUGGGGUCUUCUAAACCUUGCUGCAAAGCUGCCUCAUGCUUCCCUGCAGGCUGAUGUGGGACCUAAAAUUUUUAUUGCUUAUGGGACAUCUGAAGAACUUGGUAGAGGUGAUUCUGUGAACAAUCUCGAUAUAAAUAUGGGUGAUGUGGUUUACCUAUUGAUGCACACAGCUGAAGUGAAAUUUCAAGGUUGGCAGCGAGCGAAGAUUGAGAAGAUACAGAAAACAUUCAGGGAGUCCGAUGCAAAAGAAUCAAUAAGAGAUGAGAAUACACUCGAUACCAAAACCAGUUCUGAUGAGAGGAAUAAGUCACCUGAUUUGGCACCUAAUGAACUAAGUAAACAGACUGAAAGUGGUUUAGAGUUAAAUGCCAAGGAAGACGAGAUAAUGGAGGACCAAGCUGAUGUAGGAAUUGAAAUCACUUCAGGUGAAACAAAAAAGGUUGGUUCUUCCCACUUGGACAAAGUGAAUGGGGAUGUUCUGUUGGAAAAGGCUCGUGCUGGAGCUCGUUGGGACAUUUUCCGUCAGCAGGAUGUCCCAAAACUUAGUGAGUAUUUGAGAAUUCAUUGGAUCGAGCUCAGGAAUCAGGAUAGUUCUCAAAGCAAUUCAGUUGUGCAUCCUAUUUAUGAUCAAGCUGUAUUCCUGAAUGAUGAUCAUAAAAGAAAUUUGAAAGAGGAAUUCAAAAUAGAGCCAUGGACAUUUGAGCAACAUGUUGGUGAGGCUGUUUUCGUCCCUGCCGGAUGUGCCUUCCAAGUCAGGAAUCUACAGUCAUCAGUUCAGCUUGGUCUUGAUUUCCUAUCUCCCGAGAGCUUGGUGCAAUCCGUACAGUUGGCUCAAGAAAUCCGCUGUCUUCCAAACGACCACGAAGCGAAACUUCAGAUAUUAGAGGUGGGGAAGAUGUCUCUAUAUGCUGUGAGUUCGGCCAUCAAAGAAAUUUAUAAGCUGACACUCGAUCCCAAGAUGGAACUUGGAUUCGAGGAUCGGAACUUAACAGCAAUGGUUUCUGAGAACAUUGAAAAGAUGGCGAAGAGGAGGCGAAUCACGUGCGUAUGAAUCAGAUAAAUUGCGCUUGUUUAUAUGUUAAUCUGCAACGAAAUUGAUUGUUUUGUACACAAUUUGAUGUAAUUUCUUAGUUAUUAUAUCAUACGACUGCAUUCUUCAAGCAGUUUAUUAAAAACAGGACUACCUCAUUCCAGCCGCUGGUCCUUCGGGUGGAACUAGCCUCCUAUUCCUUAAACCA
Messenger RNA from Magnolia sinica, 3598 nucleotides. RefSeq names its product E3 ubiquitin-protein ligase JMJ24. The coding region runs from base 436 to 3411 and encodes 991 amino acids. Gene Ontology annotation, cellular component: histone deacetylase complex; chromatin. Gene Ontology annotation, molecular function: histone H3K9 demethylase activity; chromatin DNA binding; transcription coregulator activity. Gene Ontology annotation, biological process: regulation of transcription by RNA polymerase II. NCBI's taxonomy places the organism in Eukaryota, Viridiplantae, Streptophyta, Magnoliopsida, Magnoliales, Magnoliaceae. The transcript is spliced from 14 exons. The record is from RefSeq and is a predicted model, not a curated record.